AUGGACGAUCUGCUGCCAGCAGCAGCCCUGCUGCUGCUGCAGCAACUGCAGCAGCAGCAGCAGCAGCAGCUGGAAGUAAUGGGAGCGGGAGCAGCAGCAGCACUCGAAACGAUAGCAGCACAGCUGCUGGGCGUGUUGGGCGUAGCAGCAGCAGCAGCAACAGCAACAACAGCAGCAGUUCUGCUUCAUCUGUUCGCAGCAGCAGCAACAAUAGCAGCAGCAGCAGCAAGAAGAUGCAAUCAUCACAGAGUGUGUCUGUACAAUGCAUUUACCUCUCCGGUCUCGGAGACGCCCGUGAAGAAGUCUGUGGAGGAGUUGCUGCCUCAGUGUUAUGUUGCUGCUGCUCCUCCUCCUCUGCGGGCUUCGCACUUGGAGAAGUUAGAGACGAAAACUCUCUUUUAUAUUUUCUACACUAGUCCUCGUCUUUUGCUGCAGGGUUAUGCUGCUGUUGAGCUCGUGAGAAGGCAGUGGUGUUAUCACAAGGAUUGGCGGAAGUGGUUUAAAGCAGCAGAUGCUGCUGCUGCUGCAGCAAAUCUACCGCUGCAGAAGCGUCUCCCUGAUGGAGACGAUCCCCUGCAGCAGCAGCAGCAGCAGCAGCAGCAAGGGGGGGGAAGUGGCAGCAGCAACAGCGGCGAUGAUGAUGCAGCUGCUGGUGCAGCAGCAGCAACAAAAGGUGCAGGUGGUGAACGGGAAGAAGCAACGCACUGGAUUUGGUUCGAUCCAAUCUCCUGGACAGAAUCUACAUACGUGGGGAAGCUGCCGCUGUCGUGCUUCCUGCCGGAGGCGGAGGUUUGCUUCGCGCUGCAGCAGGGCUACAAGGAAGCAGAAUUGAAUCAAGAGCUGCAGCAGCAGCAAGUGCAGCAGCUGUACUUGGAGCACCAGCAGCACCUGCAGCAGCAGCAGCAGCACCUCCAGCAGCAGCAGCAGCAGCAGCAGCAGCAGCGACACAUACCACAGCAGCAGCAGCAGUCGAAGGUUGAUCCCCAUGCCCCAGUGGGAGACCAUCAAGGUUCUGCUGCUGCUGCUGCUGCGGCGGCGGCUGCUGCUGUUGCUGCUGCUGCACAGCCAGUUGCUUCUCACGCGCAGCAGCAGCAGCAGCAGCAGCAGCAGCAAGGGGGGCCCCCAGGGGGCCCCACUGGAGGCGUUAUUAAUGGGGGAGAGCUGCAGUCAGUUUGGGCUGGUGGCUGGGCACACCGCUAG
Messenger RNA from Eimeria acervulina, 1200 nucleotides. Its product is annotated as NOT2 / NOT3 / NOT5 family domain-containing protein, putative. Gene Ontology annotation, biological process: nuclear-transcribed mRNA poly(A) tail shortening; regulation of DNA-templated transcription. NCBI's taxonomy places the organism in Eukaryota, Apicomplexa, Conoidasida, Eucoccidiorida, Eimeriidae. The coding region runs from base 1 to 1200 and encodes 399 amino acids. Gene Ontology annotation, cellular component: P-body; CCR4-NOT core complex. The record is from RefSeq and is a predicted model, not a curated record. The transcript is spliced from 6 exons.